Mucor mucedo is the source of this 642-nucleotide messenger RNA. RefSeq lists its product as uncharacterized. Lineage: Eukaryota; Fungi; Mucoromycota; Mucoromycetes; Mucorales; Mucoraceae. The transcript has a single exon. The coding region runs from base 59 to 547 and encodes 162 amino acids. The record is from RefSeq and is a predicted model, not a curated record.
AACGGAAUCACUGUCAGCAGCUUUAAAGGACCUGGUACUUAUACUUUAAGUCCUGGUAAUGUCAUCUCUGUUGGUCCCUCUGGUGAUUUCUCAUUCAUCACUGGUACUGGUGUCAAUGGUAUUAAGACUGGAAGCACAUUUGUUCCAUCUGUUACAUUACCCGCUGCUACUCUUCCUAACGGAAAUAUUGUAUCCAGCUUCACUGGUCCUGGUCAAUACACACUUGCUCCUGGUAAUGUUGUCUCAAUUGCCUCCAACGGUGUUGUGUCAUCUGUUACUGCAGCUCCCAGUAUUGCCUUGCCUACAGCUUCUAUUCCUGGCAUUUCUAGUAUUGGUUUACCCACUACGUCUUCUGUCAAGGGUGUUUCUAGCAUUGCUUUACCCACUAUUUCAUCUGCACCUGGUAUUUCGAGUAUUGUGUUACCUGGUGUAUCUAGUACGACCAAGUCAAGUAUCUCUUUGCCCUCAGUAUCGUCAUUACCUCACAUUGAUCUUGGCAACGGAAUCACUGUCAGCAGCUUCAAAGGACCUGGUACUUAUACUUUAAGUCCUGGUAAUGUCAUCUCUGUUGGUCCCUCUGGUGAUUUCUCAUUCAUCACUGGUACUGGUGUCAAUGGUAUUAAGACUGGAAGCACAUUUGUU